Molecule: messenger RNA, 485 nt
Organism: Spea bombifrons (plains spadefoot toad)
Lineage: Eukaryota; Metazoa; Chordata; Amphibia; Anura; Pelobatidae
Product: natural cytotoxicity triggering receptor 3-like
Exons: 4
Coding region: 39-485 (148 amino acids)
Biological process (GO): positive regulation of natural killer cell mediated cytotoxicity; immune response-activating cell surface receptor signaling pathway
Source: RefSeq, a predicted model, not a curated record
UGAUAAAAGGUGUGGGAUUGCUGUUACUACUUGGAGCCAUGCAAGGUUCCAAUUCACACACUAUCCAUGUCACCCAGGCCCCCAAAGUAAAGGCUGAAGAAGGUAGCACAGUCACAUUAAAAUGUAGCUACUCCACCAGUAUCUCAGUGCUGUCAAAUCGCCCUUGGUUGGAAUGGCACAGGCAUGUGCUGAAUGGAAGCAAGGUUUCAAAUACAGAAGGAGAUUUCAUGGGCAGAGUUUCUAAAAGUACGACAGAAGAUUUCUUGAGAAAAAAAUCGGCUGAUGUGACAAUUCACAAUGUUGCCCAAUAUGACACCGGCAUGUUCAUAUGUGUAGUUUAUAUACAUAUAGAUAACACAAAAAUAUCAUCAGGACAUGGGAAUGGAACAUUACUUGAAAUAACAGGUCGUAAUAAAACAGAGGAAAGUCAAGGAAACAAGUCUAAAAACCUUAGACUGAUUAUUUAUUUAUUUUUUGUCGCUUGA